Messenger RNA from Capsella rubella, 913 nucleotides. Its product is annotated as cytochrome c oxidase subunit 6b-1. The transcript is spliced from 5 exons. NCBI's taxonomy places the organism in Eukaryota, Viridiplantae, Streptophyta, Magnoliopsida, Brassicales, Brassicaceae. Bases 131 to 694 code for a protein of 187 amino acids. The record is from RefSeq and is a predicted model, not a curated record. Gene Ontology annotation, cellular component: mitochondrion; respiratory chain complex IV.
GCUAGCUUAAACCUAACAAUCUCUGAGAGUAUUGUAUUAUCAUCAAAAGAUUCUUGUCUCUCCGAUCCUCAUCGUUCUCCAGUAGUCUCACCUGAAGAAUCUCCAAGUUUCUUUUGACCACACAUCUUCAAUGGCGGAUGCUCAAACUCCAUCUCUCUCCGAGCAAUAUCAUUUGGAGAAAGAUGUAAAGCAAGAUACUACUGCCAAGCCUGUGGAAGUGAAAGAGGUAGUACCAGAAGUUACUAAACAAGUUGAAGAGGUUACCACGGAACAAACUAAGGAAGAAUCUCCUGUUGAGAAAGCGGUUUCUGCGGUUGAAGAGAAGGUUGAAUCUGCUCUUGCUUCAACCGAAGAGGCUUCUGAGGCUCCUGCUGCUGCGGAAGACAAUGCUGAAGAGACCCCUGCUGCUACCGAGGAAAAUAAUGACGAAAACUCUAGUGAAGCAGUUGCUGAGGAAACUCCUGAUGAGAUCAAGCUUGAGACAGCUCCUGCUGAUUUCCGUUUCCCGACAACAAACCAAACUAGGCAUUGUUUCACUCGUUACAUUGAAUAUCACAGAUGUGUAGCUGCUAAGGGUGAUGAAGCUCCAGAAUGUGAUAAGUUUGCUAAGUUUUACCGAUCUCUUUGCCCCAGUGAAUGGGUUGAUAGGUGGAACGAGCAAAGAGAGAAUGGAACAUUCCCCGGCCCUCUUUAAGACAGUCUCCUAAAGAAGAAUCAUAUGCCUGUCAUUCCUCUUUGCUGUUACCUUCAUGAUGUCUCGAGUUACAUUGCAGAGUUUAAUAAGAUUUUACAAACCAGCACUUCUGGUUCCCAUCAAUCAUAAAAUGUGAGAAUUUAACAAAACUUGAUAAUCUCAAAUUUUCUCUUAUAUAAGUUUUGAGGAUCAUCUGAUUUUGAUAUGUUUUCUUCCUGA